Molecule: messenger RNA, 1473 nt
Organism: Brassica oleracea var. oleracea
Lineage: Eukaryota; Viridiplantae; Streptophyta; Magnoliopsida; Brassicales; Brassicaceae
Exons: 6
Coding region: 1-1473 (490 amino acids)
Biological process (GO): transmembrane transport
Cellular component (GO): membrane
Molecular function (GO): transmembrane transporter activity
Source: RefSeq, a predicted model, not a curated record
AUGAACAUCAAUAACUUUGUGUGUGAUUCACACAGUGUUUAUCGAACAGGAAAGAUUUAUGGAAUAUCUAUCUCUCUCAUUCUCAUCAACUUAGCCACACUGAUGCAACGAGCAGACGAAAAACUCAUUCCCUCGGUUGCCAAAGAUGUGAAAGAAGCAUUUAACGCAACCCUCUAUGAUAUUGGAUACCUCUCAUUUAUAAGAAACAUUGUUCAAGGACUUGCCUCUCCUUUAGCUGGUUUAUUGGUCGUUAGUUAUGACCGUCCGACAGUUUUCGCAGUCGGUUGUUUAUGCUGGGUCCUAUCAACUGUUGCAGUUGGAGCAAGCCACUUCUUCACCCAGGUUACCGUUGGUGUAGCAGUCAAUGGGUUUGGACAUGCAAUUGUUUAUCCAGUGCUUCAAUCGAUAAUAGCGGAUAGUUUUAAGGAUAGUGCAAGAGGUUUUGGCUUUGGUUUAUGGAAUCUCAUUGGUACGGUUGGAGCUAUAUGUGGAACCGUCCUACCAACUGUCAUGGCUGGUCAUGAUUUCUUAGGAAUCCCAGGAUGGCGAUGCGCCUUUAUGUUGUUGGCAACAAUGAGUGCGAUGAUCGGGGUUCUAGUGUUUCUAUUUGCCACUGAUCCAAGGAAAAGGAAAAAUAGUAGCUUCAUUUCUCAUGAUCAUGAACGAGACGAACUUAUGGUUCUUAAAGGGAAAAACUAUGAUGCUGCAACAAUGGAGGUUACGAGCACGGUUUGGAAGGAAUCCUGGGUGGCCAUAAAAGAUGUAACUAAGUUACAAACAUUUCAGAUCAUCGUCUUGCAGGGAAUCGUAGGUUUGGUGCCAUGGAAUGCAAUGGUUUUCUGGACCAUGUGGUUCGAACUCAUUGGUUUUGAUCACAAUAAGACAGCAUCUCUGAGCGGGAUGUUCACAACCGGACAAGCAAUAGGGUCUUUGGUUGGGGGAAUAGUUGCAGACAAAAUGUCUCGUAUAUUUCCAAACUCAGGGAGAGUUAUGUGCGCCCAAUUCAGCGUUUUCAUGAGAGCUAUAUUCUCCAUUAUUCUCUUAAGAAUAAUCCCACAGUCAACUAGCAGUUACUACAUCUACUCAGGCCGGGCCUUCAUUCUUUUUCUAAUGGGUCUUACCAUAACUUGGUGUGGACCAGCCAUUAACUCUCCAAUUUUAGCUGAGAUUGUUCCUCCUACGCAUCGAACCAUGAUAUAUGCCUUUGAUCGUGCACUCGAGGUGUCAUUUUCAUCGUUUGGUGCACCUUUGGUUGGUAUUAUGUCGGAGAAAGUAUUCGGGUUUGACGCAAAAGGAAUUGAUAAUAUUAAAGACUCUGGCCGUGAGGCAGAGGCGUUGUCAAAGGGGAUCAUGUGGAUGAUGGCUGUUCCGUUUGUAUUGUGUGGUCUUUGCUACACACCGUUACAUUAUCUUUUUCGAAAAGACCGGAAAAUUGAUAGAACUCCGAGUUCAAGGGAAGCAGAGAUUAUAUGA